Perkinsus marinus ATCC 50983 is the source of this 267-nucleotide messenger RNA. RefSeq lists its product as hypothetical. Lineage: Eukaryota; Perkinsozoa; Perkinsida; Perkinsidae. The transcript has a single exon. The record is from RefSeq and is a predicted model, not a curated record. The annotation marks the transcript as partial.
CGAAAAAAUGGGAUGAAAAUUUUGUUGUUGCGAAUUUAUGGGAAGAAGACGAAGACCUGAUUUUGGUCCGAAAAAUUUUCACGGAAGAAUUUUUGACGAAAUUUGCUAAAGCGUAUAAAAAUUACGAAGCCGGGGAGUGGGAAAAAGCGGCUAAUAUUUUAAAUGAGACUAAAGAGGCUCUUGGUUAUGAGGAUGGGCCGAGCAUGGUUCUGCUGAAGUUUAUACAGUCUUAUGGGUGUACUCCGCCGAGGAGUUGGAAGGGUUAUC